This is a messenger RNA of Mycena citricolor, 1596 nucleotides long. Lineage: Eukaryota; Fungi; Basidiomycota; Agaricomycetes; Agaricales; Mycenaceae. The record is from the annotation of a GenBank genome assembly.
AUGCUGAGGCAAGGCCCCAAAAAUGAGCUCGCAGCGCUUCACCCGAGGUCAUCACUGCUGAAUCCAAUUCCGAAGAAGAAACACUCGACGUUGAUGCAGAAGAUGAUGUGCCCAUUCCAGAUAACGAGGCAGAUCUUGCGCGUUGGCUUCGGAUCAGCAAAGGGCGUCUGGAAAGCCUGUGCUCCUGGGCACCGAAAGCUGUCCGUGCGCACCAUUCAGCAUCACAAGAAGCUUGAACGCGACCAGGCUUCACGGGAAGCGAAGGAAGAUGCUCGUCUGGGUCUGAAGUCAACCACUCUGCUCGGAUUCUUUGCACGGAAGAAGCAACCCACCCCAACACAUCCACAGACAGAGCCUCAGGAGAUCAUCGAAGUUCCUGGGGAUGAUUCUGGGAGCGAUGCAAUGGAGCUGGAUCGAGACGACGCACCUCCCGACUCAGAUGAGAUCCCGGAAGCCGCUCGUGGCACCUCUGCACCCGCAAGCAUGGCAAGCUCACCGAGUCAACGUCUGACAAUUGAGGAGGUUGAUGAUGAUGAAGACGGCAAUGGUCGAUGCCCGGACCCAGCUGACUUGAGCCCAUUGGAACAAGCGGAAGAAGGUCUUGACGACAUCUGGGAUCCAUCCGAGUGCCGAUUACUGGGGGAUAGGAUGGGAGAGAGAGCGGAGAACGCACCGGGGACUGAUGAGCAACCUCGGAUUCAUGGCCCAUCCCCAUUCCCUCCCUGGUUGCGAAACUCGGACGCGACAUUCUUCCCCGAUCAGAGUCACGGAUUAGUGCUGCCCGAGCGCCGCAAGAAACUCCCUCGGCCAAUUCCCUCCAACGAGUCUGUCGACAGAGCAAUUCCAAAGUUGCAGGAAUUGCUGCAUCCCCAUUGUUCGAAAGGUCGUGGACACGCGAAGAGCAAACUCGAUCUUGUCACACAUGCGCGCCUUGAAUGUGUGGUGCGAUUCCUGCGACUCUUUCGCGCCUGCGGAUACACAAACUGGUUGGAGGAAUCAGAAUCGAUUGUAAAGUCAUGUGGGAAGCAGGGAACGAAGACGUGGAUGGCAAAGAAAGUGCGGGAAUGGGCAAUUGACUUCUGCGAGGACGAGAAGAAGCUGCCGACUCACAUGUAUGGUCAAUUCGACACCUCUGUUCUCACCCGCGACGAGGAUAUUGCUGGUUCCAUUCAUCAGCACCUUCAGAGCCUCGGGAAAUGGGCAUCAGCGAAGCAGAUUGUUCAAUAUGUUGCCACGCCGGAGUUUCAAGCACGACUUCGUGUCAAGUGCGGGAUUAGUGAGCGAACAGCACAGCGGUGGAUGAGGAAGAAUGGAUACCGGUGGCGACAAGAGAAGAAGGGUCAGUACUCGGACGGACACGAGCGUGCCGAUGUUGUUCAUUUCCGGCAACACAUCUUCUUGCCUCGUUGGAAAGAGUUGGAGGCUGGGACUCGGUGGUGGAAGGUCGGAGAUUCAGAUGAACAGAUCAGUCAUGAUGCGGCAUUACGUGCGUACCUGAGCCCAUCUGUCGAUGCUCGUGUCGUUGUCAUCUGGAGGCAUGAUGAAUCGACAUUCUAUGCCAAUGAUCGACGCCACUACAGUCAGACAGGUAACUAG